Messenger RNA from Acyrthosiphon pisum (pea aphid), 1093 nucleotides. Its product is annotated as vacuolar protein sorting-associated protein 13A-like. The transcript has 6 exons. Lineage: Eukaryota; Metazoa; Arthropoda; Insecta; Hemiptera; Aphididae. Gene Ontology annotation, biological process: protein retention in Golgi apparatus; protein targeting to vacuole. The coding region runs from base 133 to 1071 and encodes 312 amino acids. The record is from RefSeq and is a predicted model, not a curated record.
GGUUCACCACAUCCCUUAGUCGGCAGUACUGAGUUCCAUACGGAACUUUUUCGCUUACAGUCUUUUUAAAUAUAAUAUGUACGUGAAAGAGUAAAAUAACAUCGCAUUUUAUGCAAAUAUCCUUAAACCAUCAUGUUUGAGGGUAUUGUUGCAUCGUUACUGAACAGAUACUUGGGCAAGUAUAUCGAAGAUUUGGACUUAGAAAACUUAAAUGUUGGCAUAUUCGGAGGGAAUGUCUUUUUGUCAAAUUUAAAGUUAAAAACUGAAGCUUUGUACGAACUUGGACUGCCUAUAGAAGUGAAAGCUGGAUCAAUAGGAAAAUUCAAUGUGAACAUACCGUGGAAUGGACUUUCAAGCCAACCAGUAGUUAUAAAAAUUGAAGAAAUAUUCAUAGUCGCGGGGCAAGUUAUCGAUAGAGAAUGGGAUACAGAAUUGGAAAAGCGUUUGGCGAGAGCUGCGAAGAAAAGAAUUUUAGAAAGUAUCGACAAUUUAUCAAUAUUCGGAAACGGUUCUAUGGAAAAUGGCGGGUUUCUUGAAACUCUUAUAACAACUGUUAUGAAUAAUUUGCAAAUAUAUAUUAGAGGUAUUCAUAUUCGAUUUGAAGAUUCAAUGACUAAUACAGAUUCCCCGAGAGCUUUAGGUCUAUGUAUACAAACAAUUUCACUGGAAACAACCAACAGCAAGUGGAAGCCAAUUUUGUCACAACAAAAUGGGCAGACUUCCGUGUAUGAAAUCGUCAAAAUUGAUUCUGCUUCAUUUUAUUGUAAUACAAUGUGUUCAACUUUAUUGUAUACUAAUAAAACAAUGGUAUCAGAUUGGCAGGAUAAGAUGCGAUCAGGUCUUAAUAAUUUCAACAUUAAUGAAGAACCCUUGGAAUUUAUAUUGAAACCAGUCGUUUUAAAAAUCAAAAUUAUUGUCAACAAGUCAAAUGAAGUCAGAGUUCCUAAAUUACUUGUUGACUUUGUUCUCCAAGACGCAGCUUUACAAAUGUCUAGAAAACAAUUUGUAGCACUGAUGGAAACUGCAGAGUUUAUGAAAUUAGCAGAGAUUAAUAGGUUAAUACAUUUAUAAUAUAUAUAUAUAAUAUAAAAUA